Messenger RNA from Leptidea sinapis, 3216 nucleotides. It is a transcript of the gene SF1, whose product is annotated as splicing factor 1. Gene Ontology annotation, molecular function: zinc ion binding; mRNA binding. The transcript has 10 exons. Lineage: Eukaryota; Metazoa; Arthropoda; Insecta; Lepidoptera; Pieridae. Bases 1739 to 3031 code for a protein of 430 amino acids. Gene Ontology annotation, biological process: regulation of mRNA splicing, via spliceosome. The record is from RefSeq and is a predicted model, not a curated record. Gene Ontology annotation, cellular component: nucleus.
CAAGACCUUCAUCCCUGGUCUGCCCACCGUGCUGCCCUCGUGCCUGACUCGCGAGCAGGAGGAGCAGUACCUGCUGCAGCUGCAGAUCGAGGAGGUGUCCCGGAAGCUGCGCUCCGGUGACCUCGGCAUCCCGCCCAACCCUGAGGAGAGGUACGCGCCGCCAGCUGAGUAUCAAUCAUACCUUAUAUAUAGCGUGCCUCGUCCCUCCACCACUCUUAUACUAAUUAAUGGAGUAUUCCUAUGUUUGCAGGCAACUCAAACUUUACAUUUUUAUAUUUAUUAUCGUAUUGAACCUCAGAAGUCUACCGUCAUUAAUAAUAAUAAUAAUAUGUCUCACGUUUUCGCAGGUUAAUUAAUAAUUCAAUUAAAAUUAAUCUGUAAUUAUUAUAUCCUUUUCAGGUUAUUUACUUAUAAAUUUUUCACUUAAUUUUCAGCAUAAUAAAUAAUAUAAUAAUAAUGUUAAUUAAUAUUAAUGAUGUUUAAUAAUGAUAACGUUUCAGGUGGAUAUAAUUUAAUUGAAUUAUUUUAUUUAGGGUUCCUUGAGUCGGGAGCAAGAGCUCUAAUAUACAACAACAUGUAGAUCCUUUGCACAUUCGAUAUAAUUAUGUCGUCUUAACUUAAUCUGAAAUAACAACUUGAUAAAUUAUAUAAUUGAGUUCAUAUUUUAGGAUCCGGUAAUAUUUUGGAUUUAUUAUUUUUCAAUUUGUAUGAAGUAAAACGUAUCCCUAACCGUAGAUCAGUUGGAGGCUCCUUUGCACAGGAUGUCGGCUAGAUUAUGGGUACCCCAACAGCGCCUAUUUCUGCCGUGAAGCAGUAAUGUGUAAGCAUUACUGUGUUUCGGUCUGAAGGGCGUCGUAGCUAGUGAAAUUAGUGGGCAAAUGAGACUUAACAUCUUAUGUCUCAAGGUGACGAGCGCAAUUGUAGUGCCGCUCAGAAUUUUUGGGUUUUUCUAUAAUCCUGAGCGGCACUGAGCGGCGGCAGGGCGUCUCAAUUACCAUCAGCUGAACGUCCUGCUCGUCUCGUCCCUUACUUUUAUAAAAAAAGACUUAAAAUAUACUACUACUACCUGACAGCCCGUUAUUGCGUGACCAAUAUUGAUUUGUCAAUGUGUGAGUUAGCUAUACGCUACUAUUUUGUUAGUGUAUGGGGUGCCGCUCAGAAUUCAGACCGAAACACAAUAAUGUUUAGUAUUUUCUUUGAUUAACGCGAGUGUUACACAUUUAAAUAAAACUCUUUUAAAGGAUUAAAAUGCGUGGAACCAUAACUGCACAUACCAAAAAAGAACAGGACACUGUCAGUAAAUUUUGCCAAAAACCAUCUGUGUACAGCAAAUACCACCUCCGAGGAAAUAAAUGGCGCUAAACUUCAUAAUAACAACUAUGACAAACACUAUCUUUUACCCACUUCAUCUGCAGUCCCCCUGAAAACGAGAUCUGGAAAGGUUUUGAAACGUCGGGUUAGCUAAAAUAAAAAUAUAACUUUUACGCAAACAUCUAAUGUAAAACCGGUAACCAUGUAAAACUUCUUCACGGCAGAAAUAGGCGUCGUUGUGGUACCCAUAAUGUAACCGGCAUUCUGUGCAAAGGAGCCUCCCACUGGUACUACUUACAAUAAUUAAUUAUAUCAACCAACUUACCAACCUGAUCGAAUUUAAAUUUAAGCAUUUUAUUCAAUUUUUCUUAUAAUAUGACUCACCCCUGAGAUAACUCUUAAGUGAGCCAAUAUCAAGGGCGGGGGUAUGUGCAUGUCGAUGUACACGUGGUGUUUGGCCAGGUCGCCGUCGCCCGAGCCCAUCUACUCGACGGACGGCAAGCGGCUCAACACGCGCGAGUACCGCACGCGCCGCAAGCUGGAGGAGGAGCGCCACCGCCUGGUGCAGCGUAUGAACCAAAUCAACCCUGAGUUCAAGCCGCCGCCCGACUACAAGCCGCCCAUCAUCCGGGUGCACGACAAGGUGAUGAUCCCGCAGGAGCAGCAUCCUGACAUUAACUUCGUGGGGCUGCUGAUCGGCCCGCGCGGGAACACUCUCAAAGCGAUGGAGAAGGAGACGGGCGCCAAGAUCAUAAUCCGCGGCAAGGGAUCCGUGAAGGAGGGUAAGGUGGGCCGCAAGGAUGGCCAGCCACUGCCCGGCGAGGAUGAGCCGCUUCACGCCUACAUCACUGCCACAAACGCGGACUGCGUCAAGAAGGCCGUCGAGAAGAUCAAGGAGGUGAUCCGGCAGGGUGUGGAGGUGCCCGAGGGCCAGAACGACCUGCGCCGCAUGCAGCUGCGGGAGCUGGCGCAGCUCAACGGAACGCUGCGGGAGACUGAUGCUCCGCGCUGUGCCAACUGCUCCGCGCUGGACCACAAGACGUGGCUGUGCCCGGACAAGCCCAAUGUGACCAACAGUAUCGUGUGCUCGUCGUGCGGCGGCGCCGGACACAUCGCGCGAGACUGCCGCGCCAAGCGACCGGGACAAGGCACGCUGCACCACGCAGACAAGACAAAGAUCGACGAAGAGUACAUGUCGCUGAUGGCGGAGCUAGGUGAGGGCGGGGCCCCGCUGGUGGGCGGGCCCGGGGGCGGAGCACGAGGUGGCGGGGGUCGCGGGCCGUUCGGGUCGCAGCAGGCGCCCAGACCCAUCAUGCCGCCGCCGGGCAUGUUCCCGCCCCCCUCGCACCUGCACGCACACGGGCACGGGCCGCACGCAGCCAUGCACGCACCCUGGCUCGGCUCGAGCGGGCCGGCGCCGGGUAGCCAGCCGCCGCCGCCAGGCAGCCAGCCGCCGCCGCCAGGCAGCCAGCCGCCGCCGCCAGCCUUCCCGCCGCCGCCUCCGAUGCACCACCAGGGAGACGGACACAUGGGCCCGCCGGGCAGCCUGCCUCCGCCGCCGCCAGGUUGGUACACAUGCUAUGAUGAGAGGACACCAUACCGCCACCGACCACACCCCAUGUCCUAUCGUGCGGAAAUAAAGCUCAACAAACCAUUCCAUAUAUUGGUUGAUCUUGUUGGAAAAUUAACAGAACGCCACACAUCCAGAUGGUGGGGAUGAUAACUGAAUUAGAGGCGUGUGGUGCUAAGGUGGAAUUGGACGGCAUCACGUCAAAGCCCAGUUACACAAUUUUCUUUUGAAACCGACUCAUUUGGGCGCGAUUUGGCCCGCUCUAAACUGGCAGAUUUCGUUAAAACUUCGUAGAUUUAUCGAGAACCGAUGACAAUACAUUAAUUUGAUAAAAU